Molecule: messenger RNA, 2982 nt
Organism: Rotaria sordida
Lineage: Eukaryota; Metazoa; Rotifera; Eurotatoria; Philodinida; Philodinidae
Source: the annotation of a GenBank genome assembly
GAUCGACAACUCUACUUGACAACACCAAAUGUCGGCCGUACUAAUGAUUGUCGACAACGUCGUCGCAUCGAUUUUGUACUUGUCUAUAGUCUUGGAGUUCGUGAUUCAAUAAUAAAUAAACAACGUCGACAAGCAUUUCAACAUAAUCUUGAAUCAGUUGGUUUUAAAAUUGAAGAACAAGAUAUUGUUGGUGGAUUGGAAUCAAGACAUGAUGAUGUUAAUCAUGAGAAUAAUGAAAUAAUUGCUAAUGGUUUAUUUAAUCGUCAUCGUCGUCAAUCUAAACAACCACAACAACAAUCUGUUAAACGUUUUGUUCGUCUUCAUGCACCAUUUGAACUUCUACUUGAAUUAGCCGAAAAAACACGAAUGAAAUUACCAAUUGAAGAAAAUCGUACACCAUCUGUUCCAAAAAGACCAUUUGAUUAUCUAAUGUCAUGGUUACCAUUUACACAGAUUGAUCGUACUAUGUUUCCACCUGAACAAUAUUAUUUUCUUGCUGAAUAUGAUAAAACAUUAAGAUAUCGAUUUGAACCAUUAUUUGAUACAUUACGUGGUAAUUCACGUGAUUUAUAUUUUACACCAGCUCAACGAAGUCGUCUUGUUUAUGAUUGUUUAUUACGUACACCAUUUGAUAUAGCAACAGACAUUGAAGAACGACAAAGUUUACGUGGUACAGGUGACGCAAGAGAAAGACGUGUCUUGGAAUUAGAAAAAAUUUUUACUGCAUUUUCAACAAGUUCAGGUAUUGAACUUCUUCUUCGUGAUCAAGUUUAUGAUGAUUGUUAUCCAUUACAUGCACCAUUAUUAAAAAAUAUUGAACCACAUAUGAUUUCAUCGUGGAUAAUGACAAAAGGUGAACAUCGAAAUACAUUUGAUAGAAUGAAAUUAUGGUGGCAUUGGAGUCGUAUAAGUAAUGUUUUUAAAGAUCAACCAAUUAAUCAUAUAAAAGAUUAUUUUGGUGAACAUGUUGCAUUAUAUUUUUGUUGGUUACGAUGGUACAUUCAAAUGUUAAUACUUCCUUGUAUUCUUGGUCUUUCAGUUUUUUUCUAUGGUCUUUGGGCAGUAAAACAUGAUGUACCAACUAAUGACAUUUGUUAUAAUUUGGCACAUACAAUUAUGUGUCCAAGAUCACAUCGACAAUUAUGGACAUUAGGUGAAGAUUGUCUUUAUGCUAAAAUGGCAUUUUUAUUUGAUAAUAAGGCAACUGUUGGUUAUGCUGCUAUAGUAACAGUAUGGUCAACUUUAUUUCUUUCAGCUUGGGAUGUUGCUGAAUAUCAAUUUCAAUAUGAAUGGGAUACAUUUGAUUUAAUAGAUGGUGGAAAUGGAGGAAGUGAUUUAGAUGAACCACGACCAGAUUUUAAACGUAAAGUACGAACAACACGUGUUAAUCCAAUAACUGGUGUUGUAGAACAAUAUAUGCCAGCUAGAGAACGAUGUGCAAAAAGUGUAUCGUCAUUUUCUAUUGUUGCUAUGAUGAUCUGUCUUGUUCUAAGUUUUGUCUUUGGUGUUGUACUUUAUCGAAUAAGUUUAAAAGCAGCAAUAAGUUCAACUCGUACACCAGAACUUGUUCGUCGAUAUUCUCCACAUGUUGCUUCAAUAACUGGUGCAUGUAUUAAUCUUGUUGUUAUUAUUGCAUUAAGUUCACUUUAUGAACGUUUAGCUAUAUGGUUAACAGAUUAUGAAAUUCAUCGAACAGAAAAAGAUUAUGAAAAUGCAUUAACAUUAAAAAUGUUUUUAUUUCAAUUUGUUAAUUUUUAUGCAAGUAUUUUUUAUAUUGCAUUUAUUAAACCAUGGUUUGCUAAUCCACCUGGUGUAGAAAGUUAUAAAAUUGGAAAAUAUAAAACUGAAGAAUGUGAAGCUAGUGGUUGUCUUGCUGAAUUAUCUAUUCAAUUAUUAGUUAUACUUGUCGGCAAACAAGUAAUUAAUAAUUUAUUUGAAGUUGGCAUGGUAAAAUUUUGGACAUUUUUUCGUAAAAUACUUGUUCAUAGAAAUGCAUUUAAACAAAUGAGAUAUCGUCGUCAUCAUACACUUCAUUGGUAUAGUAAAAGACCACAAGAAGAGGAUUUUAUGUUAGAAAGAUGGACAACAACAACACUUUUUUAUGAAUAUCUUGAAUUAAUUAUUCAAUAUGGAUUUGUUACUAUGUUUCUUGUUGCUUUUCCACUUGCUCCACUUUGCGCUUUUCUUAAUAACAUUGUGGAAAUACGAAUUGAUGCCAAUAAAUUUGUAUGUGACGUACGUCGACCAGUUGCUAAAAAAGUUGCUGAUAUUGGUAUUUGGCGUUUAAUCAUAGCUGCUAUAUCAAAAUUAGCAAUUCUAACAAAUGGUUUACUAAUUGCAUUAACAUCUGAUUUUGUACCUCGUCUUGUUUAUCAAUAUUCUCGAAGUUCAAAUCGAACAUUAGUUAAUUAUGUAAAUUUUACAUUAUCAGCUUAUGAAAUCAAUCAUCUUGCAUCAUCAUCAUUAAACAAAUUUAAUACAACUAGUAUUUAUUGUUUUUAUAAAGAUCAUCGUACACCACCAUGGGAUUCUAAACCAUAUCAAACAAAUCAUGAUUAUUAUGUUAUUAUGGUUGCUCGUCUUGCUUUUCUUAUUGUAUUUGAGCAUGUUGUUUUUGUCUGUUUAAAAUUGGGUGAAGUGUUAAUGCCAUUAUUAUCACAAAAUGCUAAACAACAAAUAGCAAGAAAAAAUUUUAUGGUACAAACUAUGCAUUGGGGAGCACAUUUAUAUGAAAAAAAUCCUGAGUUAAUUGAACGUGAUAUGCAACGUAUUGUUGAUUGUAAUGCUCAACAUCGAUAUUCCCAUGGUGGUUAUGAACUUAUUUAUGAUAUUAAAAGAACAACUCGACAACAACAGCCGACAACUAGAAAUAUAUCACAAGAUGAAUAUCGACGACCAGGAUCAUUGAAGGAAAUGAAAGCAGAUUUAACACGUGCUUUACAAACGAUUUUAUCGGAGGAUAUUAUUGAUUUAGGUAUUUGA